UGCCAUGCGUAGCGCAAGGAAUAAUCGCGCUGCACAAUCAGAAACGGCUCGGCGUGAUAUCGGGGGGUAGCUAAGCGAUACGCUUUUUACAUCACCCUUUGCAAGGCCCACGUUGCACCAUAAAAAAGGGAGGAGCGGGUUCAUUUGUGGGCAGAGAGCUCUCUAAGUUUGCUCUUACCUGUCCCGCUUUUUGUUUUCUUAUUUCGCUUUAAAAUCCGCAGGUGUGUUAAAACAGCGCGGUCCAUGUGACACCUGUGCUUACACGUAGCACUUUCCGCCAAUUUUUGUUUAUUACAUCGAAGAUCAUGAAGGUUUUCGGCGGCGUCGAAGGGGGAGCCACUUUGUCGAAAGCAGUUCUACUGAACGAAAGCGGCCAAGUCCUGGGAUGGUCGGAGGGUCACCCUGUAAACCACUGGCUCGUUGGGAUGAACGAAUGUCGGAGGCGUGUCUAUGAGCUUGUUCUUGCAGCCAAGGAAAAUGCUGGUCUUAGUCGAGAAGUUCGCCUCGCAUCACUAAGCCUUUGUCUCAGUGGCUGUGAACAAGAGGCUACCAACAAUGAUCUGAAAGAACUUAUCUUGAAGGAGCACCCUGAUAUUGCAUCAUCAGUAGUGGUAAAAAGCGAUGUCAUUGGAGCACUGAAGACAGUCGCACCAAAUGGAGGUGUUGUCCUGAUAGCAGGUACAGGAUCCAACUGUUUGCUUGUCAAUCCUAAUGAUUCGAUGCAUCGCUGCGGAGGUUGGGGACAUAUUCUUGGAGAUGAAGGAAGUGGUUUCACUAUCUCAAUACAAGCCAUCAAAAUGGUCCUGCAUGAAGACGAAAAUUUCCGGGUUCCUCAGUGGAGUGCUGAAAAGAUUCGUGAACUCGUAAAGGAGCAUUUUCAGGUCAAAGAAAUGCUGGAACUCCUGCCUUUCUGUUACACAAACUUCAAGAAACAGUUCAUUGCAGCGAUGUGUGUGAAGCUGGCAAAGUUGGCCAGGGACGGAGACAAGCUAAGCCAGCACUUAUUUCGAAUGGCAGGAAAAGACCUGGCAGACCAUGUUGUAGCAGUUUUGCCUCAUGCAGAAAAGAGUCUCUUGGAAGGCGAAGGUGGCCUUCCAAUAGUCUGUGUUGGAUCAAUUUUCAAAAGCUGGGACCUUUUGCAGAAAGGUUUUGAAGAAGUGCUCUGCCCCAAAGUUUCAGAGUUCAGUCUCCUCCAGCCAACUGUAUCGGCUGCACUGGGAGCUGCAUUCUAUGGGGCUUCAUUGGUUGACUGCAAGCUACCUAUCAACUUCAAAGAGAAUUCCAGGCGUCUAUACCAUUUCAAAUGGGGCAGCGAGCAAAACUAGGUCUGGAUGUAUCUUUUUGUGAGCAUGUCUAUAAUGGGUGGCAGGAAAUCAAGCUUUGGUUGUUACCUAGAAAAGGUAUGGGCUACAUUUUUAAUAGCAUCUUUUCAGCAGCGAAGCUACUACAAGGGAUGCCAUCAUGUUUAUGGACAAAAAAUUUUUUACAUAAUAACAAUGAGUGAUGAAAAAUAUGUGCCUUAGUGCUUUUUAUAUUUUUCUGAACCUUGAAGGUUGACAUUGCAAUUUUGUUUUUUAUGUCAGUGUACCCUCACUUGUGAACUCAAGCCUCUGCUCAAAAAAGGCUUGUCUUCUUUGCCUUUUUAUACCCAGAGAAUACUUGUUUUCCUAAUGUGGUUUACAUUGAGCAUGUGGCUGUGCAUAUGCAUCGCAAUACACUUUGUGCAGUCUAUUGGAGCAGUGGUGAUUUUAGUUUUCAUUUGCGAAUUUAAAAAAAAGUAUACUUUCAUAUAUCACCACAUUUUCAAGUCCAGUGUGCCCGUGCUUUUCAACGUAUAAGUCAUGAUUCCAAGGAGGGUCGCCACAUAUUAUUCGGUGAAGGGGGUCAUCAGAAGUAGACAGAACACUUUAUAAUGGUUCACAGACUGCUGUUCUGCAUCACAAAACAGCUGAUUCAAACAGAACCUUAGAUGUUUUGAUGUGCUGGAUGAACAUGAACACUUGAGUGAACGAUGCCUCUCAGUGUAUCAAAGGGUAUCUUUGCUCUGAAACUUUGCUCUAGAGCAAUGCUUGUUUCUGAUACUUUUAGAAGAGAGAAAUAAGCAAGUCAGUGCAACAUAUAACUCAAGCCUGCCAAAGAUAUGU
Messenger RNA from Rhipicephalus microplus (southern cattle tick), 2144 nucleotides. It is a transcript of the gene Nagk, whose product is annotated as N-acetylglucosamine kinase. NCBI's taxonomy places the organism in Eukaryota, Metazoa, Arthropoda, Arachnida, Ixodida, Ixodidae. The record is from RefSeq and is a predicted model, not a curated record. Gene Ontology annotation, molecular function: N-acetylglucosamine kinase activity.